AUGGUAAUAACAUGGUGUUCAGCACCACGGCCAGCUCCCGGUUCACCGCUCGAUGAGACCACCGUCUCUCUAUGAAUUUGGCCAUUGAGAUUUUGUGUCGAUGUUUUCCGAUUUUAUUUCCAAGAGUCUAGUCCGCCCGUAGGUCAAGGUAGGCAGAUGUGAAGGAUGACUUCUUGUUCAGAGAUCUGCAGGUCCGAGUACGGUGAACAAGCUCACCCCCACGGGAACUGCCAGCAGUAUGGAGUCCGCUCCUACUUACACCAGUUUUACGAGGAGUGCACAGCUUCUAUCUGGGAGCGUGAUGAAGAUUUUCAGAUUCAGAGAUCCCCUAGCAGGUGGAGCUCUUUACUCUGGAAGGUCUGUCUUGCGUUCGGAUCCCUGAUAUUGUUUGCAGGACUCAUUGUUGUUUUGGUGGGUUAUGCCACUCCAGUCAAGAUAGAAGCAUUUGGGGAAGAUGAUCUCCUUUUUGUUGACAGCCACGCAGUCAGUUUCAACCGUGCAUUGGACGUUUGUAAGCUGACUGGCGCAGUGUUGUUCUGCGUGGGAGGCACCUCCAUGGCUGUGGGUCUCCUGCUGUCUGCCUUUGCCAAAAGCUACUCCAAGGAGGAACUGUAUCUGCAGCAGAAGUUCAAGGAGAGGUUGGCAGAUCUGCAUGCAACAGUUGGUACCCCCAUAAUGAAAGCACCAACUCCCGGGGAGGGAAAGGUGCCCGUCACACUUUCCAAAGUCCAGAACAUACAGCCAGGGAGCACGAAGUCAGAGACCUGACAGACGACCAAAUGAAGGCAAAGAGUGAAGAAUCGUGUGAAAUGAUGGAUUCAGUGUUCAGACUCGAGUCUACACGUGUGUGUGUGUGUGUGUGCAGAUGUGCAUUUUCUCGUUUUAAAGGUCAGCUUACAUCGUUGACAUUAGUGGUUCAUCAUCUUUAUUUGUUGUUUUGGCAUUUGGACUAUUUGAGUCGUAUAGGAGCAGAGUUAAUAGAGCUGAGAAAUGUUUAAGCGUUGCAUAAUAGUGAUUCGACAAAGCGCGCGCAGGUCUUCAGCCCUUCCCAGAAAAACAAACCGCAGAAACAAAUCAAUAGAACACAGCAGCUGAACGACAACAUCAUAAGUUGAUCUUUUCCUUCCAAGUGGACUCGCAUGUUGCUAAAGGGGGAUGGUGUUACUGUGGGACGGCGUGUAGAGCAGGAGAGGCAGAUUGAAGUUAUUGAGGAUUGGCCCUCAUUGCCACAAAGGGAUCACAAGCAGCACUGAACACAUUAUCUCUCUGCCUAUAGUCUCUAAAAGGAGAUAAGAGGAGGACAUUUCCUGAGUGCGGAACACUCAACUUAUGUGCAUUGCAACCUAAUUACGCCACUGAGAACUGUCCAUCCCAAACGUUAGUAGGCUACAUGUGCUUUACUGUAGCUGAAUUCUUCUUUUAAGCUUUGUUUACAUGCAACAAUAAGCCGAGAAGAGUCUUGCUUUGCUUUAUACAGUACGUCAUCAGAACAGAUUAUAGAUGAACGCUGAUUCGAACCUUCAGGGCAGACUUCCCACUGACAUUUCUCUUGUCUUGUUAGGUGUCUGACCUUGUCUCCUUCAGUGAAUCGUCAAACCCCAUCGAUAGACCAGAAAGCAUGAUGAAAUAUACACUGAACCGUACGUAACGUGCAGAAAAACAAAGUCUGAUGCUUAAAAACCAAAUUAUAGUCAAGCAGAUAAGUUUCUCGCUAAUACAAACGGGCCAUUCAUCUGUCUUCUACCUUUUAUCUUUGAAUGUUUUUCCUGUGUUUGUUUCCUUUUCUCCCUUUGACAAAUCCAAUCAUACCAACAACAUUCUGUCCAUUCAGGCAAGCACAUUUUUGCAGUUAGCGGUUGGUAAAAAGAAAUGUGCAAGUGCUGCGUGUUGAGUUGAAGACGGAAUGAGGGAGGACGGACAAACGACGUGACAGAUGAUGUUACAUAACAAAGAGGGGGGGAAACACUUAACUGCCUUCAUGUGCCCACAAACAGAACCUGAAGCUACAUUAUGCAGCAAGCUGAACAGCUUACAGUAUGUAUGUAUCAUCAAAGCCAUCCAUCUGGUUGCAUACUACCAUGUGAGAAACAGAAGUUAUGUCAAGGAUCUUUUCCUUUUUCCAUUUCAGUUUUUAUUUUUUGCACUCACUUUUACUCAAAAGCACAAUGAGGUGUAACUAUGUUUUGCAGCUUUUCAAAACUAUACUGUAUCUACGUAUGUAUUUGAAUACAUAUUUUAAAAUGUUGUGAUCCUGCCUUUUUAAAUUGCCAUGUUUGUUGUUUGCUAUUCUUUGUUUGUUUUGAAUUUAUUGCGCACACAUACGGUACUUUUACGUUUCUCUGUACUUGGUUGGAACAGAAUCUUUUUGGGAUAGUCACCGUCCACGUGCCAUCAAGCUACCGUGCAUCUGUGCUGUUUUUCCCAACCGUUCAUCCUCUUGAAAUCCAUGCGAGAUACGUACUGUGUGAAAUUAUAUAUGUUUAUAUACUGCUUCCAUAAACAUAUAUUAUAUAAGCUAUAUGAGCUUUUGCUAUGCUGGCUAUCAUGUGUCCAUGCAAAUGGUCCUUAUUUUCAUUUAUCUCUCCAUUCUAUGUUAGUACGUCAACACAUUUGAUCUCAAAUUCAACUCAAACUUGUAGCUUUAACUAUGAAAAACAAUUUACAUAUUAUCAAGACAUGUUCAAGAAAUUCACACAAUCACUGUCAAGUUUAAAACAUCCAGUACAAGAAGAAAAAGAAAACUGUUAAACAAUCGGUUAUCAAAAAAACCUUCCAGUGAAGUCACAGGGUUAAUAAAAUAUCAUGAAAUGUGAUCACUUGUUCUUCCAUGCUGUGAGUUGUAAAUGUUUUAUCCUUAUUUUGACCCAAGUUGUUUUACUUUACAAUUUAAAAUUCAUAAUGAAUCGUCUGCUCCUAAUCCAACCAUUCAAGUGUCACUUGAUGAUGUAAUACGGAUUAUCCCAGUAGAUAAAACACAUGCACUCUACUUAUUGGAUUGAAUAAAGAUUGGAUUGAAUAAAGAACAAAUAUACAUAAAUAUUAAUGUCUGUAUACAGUAUGUCUAUUUUUCAAAGAACACAAUAAAAAUUGAAAUAUCUGCAGGUCAAAA
Gasterosteus aculeatus aculeatus (three-spined stickleback) is the source of this 3109-nucleotide messenger RNA. NCBI's taxonomy places the organism in Eukaryota, Metazoa, Chordata, Actinopteri, Perciformes, Gasterosteidae. The record is from RefSeq and is a predicted model, not a curated record.